Setaria italica (foxtail millet) is the source of this 2343-nucleotide messenger RNA. RefSeq lists its product as uncharacterized. The transcript is spliced from 8 exons. Gene Ontology annotation, biological process: hydrogen peroxide catabolic process; response to oxidative stress. Bases 16 to 2067 code for a protein of 683 amino acids. The record is from RefSeq and is a predicted model, not a curated record. Gene Ontology annotation, molecular function: heme binding; peroxidase activity. NCBI's taxonomy places the organism in Eukaryota, Viridiplantae, Streptophyta, Magnoliopsida, Poales, Poaceae.
AUAUAUCUGCAUGCAAUGCAGCUCAUAGCACAGCAUUCCACAAGCAUCUCAGCAGCUGAGUGCCUUGCUCCUCUGCUCUGUGUAGAAGCUGCAAUUGCACUGCUGCUUCUGCUUGUAGUACGUGCUCUGCUCGCCAUGGCGUCUUCGGUUUCAGUCUUGCUGCUGCUCUGCAUGGCCGCGGUGGCGUCGGCGCAGCUGUCGCCGACGUUCUACGACACGUCGUGCCCCAACGCGCUGUCCACCAUCAAGAGCGCCGUGACGGCCGCCGUGAAAAAGGAGAACCGGAUGGGUGCCUCCUUGCUCAGGCUGCACUUCCAUGACUGCUUUGUCCAGGGGUGCGACGCGUCCGUGCUGCUGGACAGCGGAGGCGAGCAGGGGGCGAUACCCAACGCGGGGUCGCUGAGGGGCUUCAACGUCAUCGCCAACAUCAAGGCGCAGGUGGAGGCCAUCUGCAAGCAGACCGUGUCCUGCGCCGACAUCCUCGCCGUCGCCGCCCGCGACUCCGUUGUAGCGUUGGGAGGGCCCUCAUGGACGGUUCCCUUGGGGCGGAGGGACUCCACAAGCGGGAGCGCGGCCCUGGCAAACAGCGACCUGCCGCCUCCCUUCUUCAACCUCAGCGACCUCAUCGGCUCCUUCUCCAACAAGGGUUUCAGCGCAACUGAAAUGGUUGCGCUCUCUGGGGCGCACACGAUCGGGCAGGCGCAGUGCCUCAACUUCAGGGACCACAUCUACAACGACACCAACAUCAACGCGGGCUUCGCGAGCUCGCUCAAGGCCAACUGCCCCCGGCCGACCGGCAACGGCGACGGCAACCUGGCGCCGCUCGACACAUCGACGCCCUACACGUUCGACAACGCCUACUACAGCAACCUAUUGAGCCAGAAGGGGCUCCUGCACUCCGACCAGGAGCUCUUCAACGGUGGCAGCACGGACAACACCGUCAGGAACUUCGCUUCCAACAAGGCCGCCUUCAGCAGCGCCUUCGCCGCGGCCAUGGUGAAGAUGGCCAACCUCAGCCCGCUCACCGGCUCACAGGGACAGAUCAGGCUCACCUGCUCCAAAGUGAACCCAACGAGCAAAAUAAAGCAGCUGGGAAGCUACCGAUCGAUCGAGAAAGCAAGCAUAGCCAUGGCCUCUGCUUCUUUCCUUGGGUUGUUGGUGCUCGUGGCGUUGGCCUCUGGGGCGUCGGCGCAGCUGUCGCCGACGUUCUACGACACGUCGUGCCCCAACGCGCUGUCCACCAUCAGGACCGCCGUGAAUGCCGCGGUGGCGCAGGAGGCUCGCAUGGGAGCGUCCCUGCUCAGGCUGCACUUCCACGACUGCUUUGUCCAAGGCUGCGACGCGUCCGUUCUGCUGAAUGAAACGAGCGGGGAGCAGACCCAGGCGCCGAACUUUAGAUCGCUGAGGGGCUUCGGCGUCAUCGACAACAUCAAGGCGCAGAUCGAGGCCUUGUGCCCGCAGACCGUCUCCUGCGCCGACAUCCUCACCGUUGCCGCCCGCGACUCCGUCGUAGCGCUCGGGGGGCCAUCGUGGACCGUUCCACUCGGAAGAAGGGACUCUACCAUGUCGUUCCCGAACGAGGCACUUAGCGACCUCCCACCUUUUACAGAUAGCCUCCAAAACCUUAUAACAGCGUUUAGGAACAAGAACCUCGACGCAACAGACUUGGUUGCCCUCUCAGGCGCUCACACUAUCGGACAGGCGAGGUGCACGACCUUCCGGGACCACAUCACCGAGCCCAACAUCAACCCCACCUUCGCGGCGUCGCUCAGGGCCAACUGCCCCGCGACAGGCGGCGACGACAACCUGGCGCCGCUGGACGUCACGACGCCCAACAGUUUCGACAACGCCUACUUCAGCAACCUGAUGUCGCAAAGGGGUCUCCUGCACUCGGACCAGGAGCUCUUCAACAACGGCAGCACCGACAACAUCGUCAGGAACUUCGCGUCCAACGCAGCGGCGUUCAGCAGCGCCUUCGCCACGGCCAUGGUGAAGAUGGGCAACCUUCAGCCGCUGACCGGGACCAAUGGGCAGAUCAGGCGCCUCUGCUGGAGGGUCAACUCGUAAGACUACUACAGAGUCACAGACGAUGAGGGUCGUUGGCAGCGCCAGGCGUAUGCCAAUGUGCUAGCCGCAUAAACGAAUAAGGUCGUGCACGCACAACCAACAAGGAUACAUAUACAUGUGUCAAUGUGGGUCAAGUGGUGUGCACCAUGCAGCUCGCUUUCUUGUUCCACAAGGUGUAUGGAACGGAGAGAGCGCAUGCUUGGCGUGUACCUACAUAUGUAAUGAGUUCUCAUGCAAAGGCAUUGGGAGAUUAAUUAAGCGAUAUUUUUCUAGAAA